Messenger RNA from Aethina tumida (small hive beetle), 3483 nucleotides. RefSeq names its product GPI ethanolamine phosphate transferase 3 (gene PIG-O). Gene Ontology annotation, biological process: GPI anchor biosynthetic process. The record is from RefSeq and is a predicted model, not a curated record. The coding region runs from base 44 to 3268 and encodes 1074 amino acids. The transcript has 5 exons. Gene Ontology annotation, molecular function: mannose-ethanolamine phosphotransferase activity. NCBI's taxonomy places the organism in Eukaryota, Metazoa, Arthropoda, Insecta, Coleoptera, Nitidulidae. Gene Ontology annotation, cellular component: endoplasmic reticulum membrane.
UAAAGCAAUUAUCGCUUUAUUAAGCCGUGGACUAACUUAAAAUAUGGGGCAGCAAUUAAAUUAUGUAUUGUUCUUAGUGUGGCUGUGCUAUUUAAUUGUUUCUUCGAUAUUGUUAUUCAAUAGAGGAUUUUUAUUAACCAGAGUUGUUCAAAAUAAUAAUUCUACGUGUUUAUCACAUAAAGACGUACCUUGCCCUGAUGGACAAUCAUUUUUGGAAAACGUAACAAACGGCCAUGAAGAUCAGUGCCUUUAUAACCACAAAGUUGUUAAGAUAAUGGAAGAAAUGGACAAUGCUGCGGGGAUAUGUCUACCACCUAAAGCAAAGGUUAUAUUGCUGGUUGUGGACGCUUUGAGAUAUGACUUCACUGUGUAUGAUGAGAAGACACAAAAUCCCAAAUUUUAUCAGAACAAAUUGCCCAUCAUACAUGAACUCAAGACAAAAUAUCCUGAAUCAACAAGACUCUACAAGUUUAUUGCUGAUCCCCCAACAACAACAAUGCAGAGGCUUAAAGGACUAACAACUGGUAGCUUGCCUACAUUUAUUGAUGCUGGUUCCAAUUUUGCAACCUCUUCAAUUAAUGAAGAUAAUUUAAUAGAUCAGUUAUCAAGGAAUGGUUACAAUACUGUUUUUAUGGGUGAUGACACCUGGACUGGGCUUUAUCCUGAUAGAUUUUUAAGAAGUUAUCCUUAUCCAUCUUUUAAUGUUUGGGAUUUAGACACUGUUGAUAAUGGUGUUACACUCAAUUUGUUUCCCGAAAUAAAGAAAAAUGAUUGGCAUUUACUAAUUGGCCAUUAUCUAGGAGUAGAUCAUGCUGGACACAAACAUGGACCAAGCCAUCCAGAAAUGAGCAGAAAAUUGGGAGAAAUGAAUGAUGUCAUAAAGAGAGUGGUAAACCAAAUGGAUAAGGACACAAUGUUAUUUGUGAUUGGAGACCAUGGAAUGACUGUGACGGGAGACCAUGGCGGCGAAAGCGAAGAUGAGGUCACCGCGGGAAUGUUCGUGUACUCCAAAGAAGUAUUGUCUAAUUUUGGUCCAGUCCAGCAAUCCGUCAAGCAAAUCGAUUUAGUGCCUACACUCGCAACAAUCUUAGGUGUUCCUACACCUUUUCAAAGCCUUGGAAAUGCCAUCAUUAAUUGUUUUCCUUUAAACAACAAAACAGACAAUGUUGAAGAGUGGCAACUCUCAUUGUUUUCACUGUGGGCCAAUGUACAGCAAGUUCUGGAGUACAUUAGAGCAUAUUCUGAGAAAACGUCCACAUUUAAUGAAGACACUUUGAAAACUUACUAUGAAAAAUACGCAGUACUCAAAUCCAAUCUUCGUUCGAUAGAUUCGGAAAAGAAAUUUAAAGUUUUUGCCGAAGAUCUUUCGGACUUCGUUAUUAGUUUGAGAACUAUGUGUGAAGAGGUCUGGGUACAGUUUGAUUCUUAUUCGAUGACUCGUGGAUUGUUGUUCAUGUUUCUUUCAAUAUUCUUUGCAUUUACCAUAGUUGAUGGUAUUCCUUCACAAAGAUUACCGGAAAUAUUUCAAAGUUCCUUUGUUCUAUGUUCAAUUGCGGCUAUUAGUAUUUCUACUUUGUUCGUUGUUGGCCUUUAUUAUUUUGAUAUAAGUGAUAAUUUGUCUUCAAACAUAUUUUUUGCUAAUGGCGUUACAUCACAGCUUAUGAUGGUUGUAUUAGUUAUACAAAAUUGGGAAGUUAUUAGUCAGAAUUGGCAUGAUAGAAGAAAAUUAAAUAAACUUUCUAAUGGCAUUUGUCGCCUUAUAUUAGUUGGUAGUGUCUGUGGGGUAUUUUCUAACAGUUACAUUAUUGAGGAAUGCUUUGUAUUAUUGUUUCUAUUAGUAUCUGUAAUUAUUAUCGGCACUAUUGGUAUCAGUUCUACAAAUACUGCAGAUAACAAGAACCAAAAGAAAUCUGAAAGCAAUACAUUAAAAAGGUCAAAAAUAAAGCUCUUCUUUUUAGCUCUCUGCGUUGCUGCUUUGGUUAGGUGUACUCUGUAUUUUUGGCGAUGUAGAGAAGAGCAGCAAUGGUGUUUUGAAUCACCACAUGAAAUUAGUAAUAUUACGUCCAAAAUGGAGACAUCAAAGGUUCAGUUUAUAAUUACAUUAAUUUGUCUUGGAUUAUUUGUAUUUGUCACCAAAGUUUGGUUGCGAGAGUGUGGAAAUCUAAAUGGUUAUACAGUUAAUGUAACUUUGGCAAAAUAUUUGCCAUCAGUCUUGGUUGUUUGUAUAGCUGGAUAUUGGGGAAUAAAUAAACUUCCCAAUCAACCUAAAAGGAACAUCCAUCCAUACAUUCCAGAGAAUAUUUUAGCUUGGGUUGUUUAUGGAUUCUCAUAUUUUGGUUUAGUUACUAUUAUUUUUGACCCGCUUUGUGUGUAUAUUCUUCCAAGAAAAAAUGAGGUAGACAUAAAUGUUAAUACUGAAGACAAUAUCAUACCGCAACUGUUUAAUAAAAUGAAGAAAGCUUAUACAGAAGUACGUAAUAAAGAUGAUGUACCAAUAGUCUGUGGAUUGGGUACUGUGUACAGUGCAGUGUAUGUAAUUGCUGGCAUCUACUUGAGCAUGAUUUUCUGUCUUUUGCUUGGCGAUUUUGUAGCACCAUCUGCUCUUAUUAUGUUUUUGACUGUCGGCUUCGUUCUAAUAAUUACAUCUAUUAUCAGGAUUGAACAGGCUUCGACAAUAGAGAGCUUAUUUGACGUGCCUCACAUAUCCGUUUUGGUGUGGGUUAUACUGUCCCAAUACUUCUUUUAUGGAACUGGACACCAGGCAUCAUUUCCAAACAUAAACUGGGAAGCGGCGUUUGUCGGAUUACGUGGUGUUUCGAUUUAUAACUAUGUGCCCGGCACUUUGGUAAUUAUUAAUACGUUUUGUUCGAAUAUUCUUAUGGGUUUCUUGUUGCCUUUGAUACUGAUCGCACCGUUCAACGUAUUCGUAAUGAUACCCUCGGUGCUGGGAAAGAAACACGAGUUGCAAUCGGCUUCGCAGAGAGGAGAGGUAUUGCUUUACGAGAGGGAUGAUUUGAUGGUAACGUCCACGUUUACACUUGCAUGUAAAUAUAUCAUGUGUCAUGGUAUCAGGGUGUUCGCUUGUAUGAUGUCGGCCACCAUCCAUUGCAGACACUUGAUGGCGUGGAAGAUAUUUGCACCGAAGCUUAUAUUCGAAUCAAUAGGAAUGGUCGUUACAAUAGUUUCAGUAGUUUUAGGGUUUCUAGUACUUCUUAGAAUUAACAAAAAAGUAGAUAAACUUGUUACACACCUUAAUAAAAUAAGAUGAUUUUGUAAUAAUUUAGUAAUAAUUCAUUCCAGUCUAGUCUAACCAUUUUACCUCACCCCUCGAAAAAGACUGUUUUUCAAUAAAAAUUGAGUGAAAAAUUUAUAAAUAUGUAAAAACAUAUAUUAUAAGAUCAUAAAUUUUUCUGUUCAACAAAUAUUUAUGUGUGUAUUUGGUUUAGGUACUAUCAUUGUAUUUAAAGAUGUGUUUUAAUUCUA